UCCAAUGGAAAAUCUGUAACGUGGGCACAAAAUGAGAAGAGCACUCGGGGUCAGCAUCUUUGGCAGCGUCUUUCUGUUCAUGUCAAGAAAAAGGAUAGUACAAAUCAGACAGCCGUUAUUAAGCCCUUCUCUAAGAGCAGCACUGAGAACAGAUACAUCAGCACGUCCUUCCCAGACUCCAGUUCCAAAAUGCUCUAUGAUGUUUCUGAGGCCGAAGAGCAUUAUCCGGUUCAGUACCGACCACAAACUCCUUCUCCAAUCAGUACUGUAAGUCAGAGGGCUGCUUCGGUAGCUCGGACAGAUGAUGACAUCCCUUCAUUUCACUCAGACACUGCCCAACGAAGCGGCUCUUCUCAAGGAUCCCUGAUGGACCAAAUCAGCAAUGUUGUGACCAGAUUCACGGCCAACAUCAGUGAGCUAAACUCCAUGAUGCUGACGGCAAACACACAAGGAGCCAUGGUGCCCACCCCUCUAUGUUCUUCCUACCUGAUUCCAAGAGAGAUCCAACUUCCCACCGCUAUGACCACCUUUGCAGAGAUCCAGCCAGCCCCUGCUAUUGAAUUUAACGAAGUGAAAGUUUUGUCAAGAAUAGAAGACCAAACAUGA
Staurois parvus is the source of this 606-nucleotide messenger RNA. NCBI's taxonomy places the organism in Eukaryota, Metazoa, Chordata, Amphibia, Anura, Ranidae. The record is from the annotation of a GenBank genome assembly.